Sardina pilchardus (European sardine) is the source of this 3622-nucleotide messenger RNA. Its product is annotated as heterogeneous nuclear ribonucleoprotein L-like. Gene Ontology annotation, molecular function: mRNA binding. The record is from RefSeq and is a predicted model, not a curated record. Gene Ontology annotation, cellular component: nucleus. The transcript is spliced from 13 exons. Gene Ontology annotation, biological process: mRNA processing; regulation of RNA splicing. Bases 209 to 1858 code for a protein of 549 amino acids. NCBI's taxonomy places the organism in Eukaryota, Metazoa, Chordata, Actinopteri, Clupeiformes, Clupeidae.
CAAACCUUGAAGGUAGGCUAUUCUCAAACGCGAGGGCGUACUGGUGGUUGUCAUGUCCUAGUAGUGUACAUGAUUGUGCCUGCCACCACGCUCGUGACUUAGCCUGACAGCGCCCAGGAAAAGCACAUGUGACUUCUGUCUGCACACUGCACAUCCACGUGAAGAUUUGGCGUAACACAGAAAGCGAAUAAUAGUCUGUUCUUUGGAAAUGUCACUAAUCGAGGAAUAUGGAGACGGUGAAUAUGAGAGGGCCGCGAAGCGCCUCAAAACGUCGGAGGUUGAGGAGGGAGAGGACCUAGAGGAAGGAGAGGAUUCAGACUCAGCAUCAGCGGAGCUGCUUGGAGAUGAAGAGGAUGAAACGGGGCCCAGUGGGGAGCAACGCGUCCGCUGGACUCUGUCAAAAUACUGCUCGGGUAGAAAGGAUAAUGGUGAUAAUUCACACCGCAUCGCUCCAUCUCCUGUAGUCCAUGUGCGGGGUCUGUGUGAGUCUGUGGUGGAGGCUGAUCUUGUGGAGGCCUUGGAGAAAUUUGGAAAUAUCUGCUACGUGAUGAUGAUGCCAUUCAAGAGACAGGCGUUGGUAGAGUUUGAAAACCUUGACAGUGCUGACCGUUGUGUGACCUAUGGGGCUAAAGAAGCUGUAUACAUCGCUGGCCAACAGGCCUUCUUCAACUACUCCACUAGCAAGAGAAUCACAAGACCCACCAAUGCAGAUGAUCCAAACAGUGGGAACAAAGUGUUACUACUCUCCAUCCAGAAUCCACUCUACCCCAUCACUACAGAUGUUCUGUACACAGUCUGCAAUCCUAUUGGCAAUGUGCUGCGUAUAGUGAUCUUCAAGCGCAACGGAAUCCAGGCCAUGGUGGAAUUUGAGUCCGUUCAGAAUGCCCAGAGGGCCAAAGCAGCCCUAAAUGGAGCAGACAUAUAUGCAGGAUGCUGCACUUUGAAAAUUGAAUAUGCGCGGCCCUCACGCCUCAAUGUCAUCAGAAAUGACAAUGACAGUUGGGACUACACAAAGCCCUUUCUCGUCAGGAGAGAGCGUGCCAAAGGAAGACAGCGACAGGCCAUUUUAGGGGAGCAUCCCUCUUCUUAUGGAGAUAAUGGCUAUGGCUCUCACUGCCCCCUAUUGCCACUGCCCACCAACACCAGAUUUAAGAGAAGCUCACAUGACAUGCCAGAGGUGGUCGCUUAUCCUUUACCUCAGACUUCCUCCUACAUGGGGCAUGCCACUAGCUCAGUUGCCAUGGUGAGUGGCCUUCACCCUGAGAAGAUGAACUGCACCCGCAUCUUCAACCUCUUCUGUCUCUAUGGAAACAUUGAGAAGGUGAAGUUCAUGAAGAGUGUUCCAGGCACAGCAUUGGUGGAGAUGGGGGAUGAAUAUGCUGUGGACCGAGCCAUCACACACCUCAACAACAUCAAGGUCUUCAGCAAGAGGCUUAAUGUCUGUGUGUCCAAGCAGCAGGCGGUCAUCCCAAGCCAGGUCUUUGAGCUUGAGGAUGGCUCUAGCAGCUACAAGGACUUUGCUAUGACCCGUAACAACAGAUUCACAAGUGCUGGGCAGGCCUCUAAGAACAUUAUUCAGCCACCAUCUUGUGUCCUCCAUUUUUACAAUGUACCUCCUUGUGUGACAGAGGAUGAGCUACGAAGGUUAUGUUCAGAACACGGUGUACCUGGUUUCGUCAAGUUCAAAGUCUUUGAUGCCAAACCCAGCUCUAAAACCAUAUCAGGUCUGCUUGAGUUUGAGAGCAAGACAGAUGCUGUGGAGGUGCUAACAGUGCUCAACCAUUACCAGAUCAGGAUACCAAAUGGAUCCAACCCUUACACUUUGAAGCUGUGUUUCUCCACGUCUUCUCACCUAUAAGCCGAAGAAUCAGAAAGGGACAUAAGCCAUGGAGUAUUCAUGUGGAGAAAGAAGAAUGGGAUAGCAGAUCAAAUAACUCAAAUGUAUAAAGGAAGAGCCAAACAACUAUUUCUUUAUUGGUAGUUGCAAACACUUAGGGCCAAAUCUAUCAGUCUUUUGAACAACAGAAAACAAUUUAUUGUGUGUACACACCUUCCCACUUUUGGUUAUCGCACAAGAUGUACACCCAAGUCUCUUCACUAGCGUGAGUCAAACAGCCUGAAAUUGACACCCAACAUCCACUCUUACAGUGAUCCUCAUAUGGGUUGAGACACAACUGAGAUUGACAAAUUAUCAUGUACAUCUUUCAGGUAAACCUCUACACGGAUGCUGCAUACGCCUAUAUGAACUGUAUGUAUGUAUGCAUAGUGUAUGUAUGAUGCUUGUUGCGCAUCCUGAAAGUUUAUCCAUGUGUGCAAAGUUAAAUGUGCACUAAUAUUAGAGAUGUGAAUUCACAGUGCAUUAUGAUGCAUGUUGUUUUUAUUAAACAGCUGUGUUUUUUUUUACAUUGUUUGAACCAAGUUAACUGGGUGUUCCACUCCCAUAACUGACAUGAUAGCUAUAUGUUGAUAGUUCAAUUAAGAUGGUAAUCGCCCUACAGAUGGACAGAUGGACUGUUUAGCCUCCUUACAUCACUGUUACUUCCUCUUAGUGUCACCUACUGCAAAUCAUAAAUAUGAUGCAUACACCACCUCACCACCAUGCUCAGAGGUGUGUAUGUUUUCCUGUGGAUUAUCUUUCAUCAGUACCGUUUUAUUUGUGAAGAAAUUCUUAGCAUGAUUUAAGUGAAUGUGUAAACACACAUUUGACACAGGAGGCCACUAAAGGUGUCUGUAUGUCACGUUUUCUCUUUACAAUCCAUUAUUCUCUUUGAAUAUCAUGUCCUCAACAUGUCCUUUUAUUCUGGCAUGCCAUUUGGCAUCUGCAUUAAGUGAUUGUCCUGGUACGAGAGGAAAUGGGAUAAGAUUAAUUAAUUUAGGCCUACAGUAUCUGUCAACUUGGCUUUUGUUAGACUUUUAUCUGUAAUUUUGUUGUCAAUAUGAUGUCAUUGACACUGCUUGUAAGCUGUGUACCUCCUAAAAAAUCAAUAAAUCUAUAUGUCAGACAUGUCCUAGUUGGAUCAACCUAAAUGACCUUAGUGUAUUUGUGCCUGCAUCAUUGUAGAUACUCAGAAUUGUUGAGGAACAGAAUUAAAAGAUGUGAAUUCUGUAAAGACUGUAAUGUAGAUUGUAUUGUAAUAUAUCAUCAAGACAAUGUGUCACAACGUAUAAUUUUCUUUCAUGAAAGACCAACCUUGUUUUAUGUUCAUUUAGUUCUGGGCUGCUGCUGGCCAUUUUGGUGCCCUAAGCAGAGGUGCGUUCAAAUUUGCAAGCAUUGGCGAACGUCUGUAAACAGCUUUCUGUUUGCCUUGAGUUCUCUGCAAACAUUUUGGAACACUCACAAACAGUUUGAGAAGGUAGUUCUCCAUAAACAGUAGACCUGGACGUGAGCUGGACGAAGUGUUACCAUUACAAUAAACUGUUUACACCAAAUCAUUCAAAUUGAUCUGUUCAGAGAAAACAUAGGCCUAUUCGCCACAAACGUUCACCACUGAAUUUGAGCGCACCUCAGAAUUGUUUUAGUUAUGAUUGUGAUGAAUGUUUAACUCUUAGUACAUUAUAUUUAAAUGAUAACACAAAUGUCAAUGCAAACAAAUAAAGUUAAAUAAAAGGCCUAUAACUUACA